AAGGGAGAGUUAGCCAGUGAUUACGAUUCCUACCUGACCCCACGCAGCCGUUAUACUGCCUGCCUGCAAGAGCUAUGGAGUGGACACUAACUGUUCUAGCUUUAGCCUUUGUUGGUGCAUUAGGCGCAGAAUGGAAAUAUGAGGGUGAACAAGGUCCCAACGCAUGGAAAGACAUUCAGAGCAACUGUGGCGGCCGCGCUCAGUCUCCUGUCAACAUCGACACUUCCAACCUGAUCUUUGACGAGUUCCUUGCUUCAGAUCCCUUCAUAUUCCACGGCUAUGACAGCGCUGAUAAUCUGGGCAUAACCAUGUCUAACAGUGGACAUUCAGUCCAGCUUACGUUCACCGGUGAGCAACGUUUUCUAACCGGAGGUAAUCUACCAGGCAUCUACAACCUUCUGCAGAUUCACUUCCACUGGGGAAGCUCUAGCAAUCAGGGGUCUGAGCACGCCUUAAAUGGCAAAUUCUUCCCAAUGGAGAUGCACGUGGUUCAUACCCAUAGCAAGUACAACGUCUCUGAGGCUUUGGAGGCGCCCAAUGGGCUAGCCGUCCUUGGUUUCUUCUUUGAGAUAAGCGAUUAUGACAACGCUGCAAUGGAACGGCUUCUGGACCAUUUUAACUAUGUGAUAUAUAAAGGAGGAAAGAUUGAGUUGAAGCCGUUUCCGAUUGCCUCUUUGAUGGUAGAGGACGUUUGGAACUUUUACCGGUAUCAAGGAAGUUUAACAACGCCCGGUUGUUACCAAAGCGUUAUCUGGACAGUCUUCAACCAACCAAUCAUGAUUUCUGAGAGACAGAUGGAAAAAUUCAGAAUGCUACAAGAGUACGAACCUGGUUCAGGGAAAGUGGAUUAUAUGUCCGACAACUUCCGACCUCUACAGAAACUAAACGGGAGGCCACUCUACACGACGGACUACAGUCAGGACAGAUGGGGCUCAGUUUCUGGUGCAAGUGCGUUCACAAUUUCCUGGACCACUGCUCUUCUUGUAUACGGGAUUUACACGUUUCUGUGAUGCGAGGAAAUUGUCUGAAGAGAAUGGUUUAUAUUCUAGCCUAGUAAAACGUCAUACUUCUGUGAUUGAAGGACAACGAUGACAAAAUCGAUGGCUUUGUUAUCCGCAAGUUAACUUCCUAUGUCACUGUUUGGCCGGAUGUGUGGUAUCCCAUGAUGCUGUUGGAUGUUCCGUCGAAUUUCCGUUCACGUGUAUCCUGUCAACGAUUGAAGAAUUUUCCCUACAAUAGUCAGUUCUUUUCAAGAAUGUCUCCACUUCUGACAGACUGUCUCUUUCGCAGACUUACAAAACGGAACAAACCAUUCACGAUUUGUAACCAGCGUGGACGGACAUAGUGAAAAUAGCACAAUGAUAGUUUAAGAAGUAGCCGCCAGAGAUGUAGAAUAGCUACAGGUAGUUUAGGUUUUAGUUUUCUAGAAACUUUUUGGUUGUCAUACUUUACCAGUGCACACAUUGACUGAAAAAAAAAUUUUAUCACGUAGAUUGUAACACCAGGUCUCUAUGAUUGGCAUAAAAUCAUAAAACAAUAUAACUGUCAAAUAGUUUUAGCUUCCAAAAAAAGGAAAAAAGCUUUUUUUAGGCGGGGACAUAAGGUUUUAUAUUUCACUUAAUUUUGGAGUAUUCUGUUAUAGGACUUUUAUCGUUCCUUGUUCCGAAUUGCAUUGUAAUUAGCUCCCAUCAAAAGAACGUGUAGAGCCUGUCUUUUCUGACGUUUUCGUCAGUUAUGUUUUCCUAAACAUACUCACAUCUUGCAAACUGAUUCGACGGGAAGAAUGAAGGUCAUAGGUUAUAUUGAGUAUGUGAUGCGCCUAAUUGUGAUACUAUUAUAUAGAUUGAUUUUUAUAUUUUAAAAUCCGAAAGGAUCUAAAUAUCAUAAAAAAAUUAUCAUCCAUAUUUCAAACAGAAUGACAAUGAGAAAAUAACAAAACAGUAUAAAAUGAAGAAAUUUAAUUAAAAAUUAGCUGGGAGGCUUGUAACCCCUUUAUUAUCAUCUGUAAUAUGAUUUAUUCAUUAAAUGUACCAUUUAAGAGAACCCAUGUUAUCAUGUGUAACUUUCAAUUUCAUUAAAUACAGUAUUUUUAAUGUAAUAAAUAAGAAUUAAAAUUAAUGAAAA
This is a messenger RNA of Liolophura sinensis, 2124 nucleotides long. Its product is annotated as carbonic anhydrase 7-like. Lineage: Eukaryota; Metazoa; Mollusca; Polyplacophora; Chitonida; Chitonidae. The transcript has 8 exons. Gene Ontology annotation, molecular function: carbonate dehydratase activity; zinc ion binding. The record is from RefSeq and is a predicted model, not a curated record. Gene Ontology annotation, cellular component: plasma membrane. Bases 75 to 1010 code for a protein of 311 amino acids.